AUUGAGAAGGAAGUACGUAGUAGAAAUGAAAGUUGGUGUGUGUGGACAUCAUGAAAGAAUAAUCGAAAUAGACGAAUCAUGCAAUUUUGAUUACCAUUCGGCUACUAGAGUGUACAUAAAAUGUGUGUAAAUGUGAGUUAGUGAUAUAUAAGUGUGUAAUGUUUGGAAGGAAUUUAACUGUAAUUUGUAAACAAGGAUUUACAACAUUCGUGGAACCAAAAUGGCUGGUUAUUAAGUACUCUUUGUCCGUAUGCCAGUAUGAAAGUUGAGCCCGUUGCUGAAGAAUUAAUUAUUGUGAGUGGUUCCAUGACAUGUUUAUCCAAUCCCAACAGUUGGUUCCAGGGAGAAGCACAAAUAGUGUUGUUUCAAGCCAUUCGAGAAAGCGAAAAGCAGAUUUUUACGCUUCGUCCUCAAGUGGUAGUGGGAUCACGGAUGGUAUACAACAUAUUAUAAGUGGCGCCACAUCAGGCAGUGAAGUGUAUUUACCCUCAGAAACUGCCCAUACAGUAACCAAUUCUAGUCAAACUAAUCAGAACCAUGUCAGUCCUAUUCCAAGUUCAAGUAAUCAGCAGCACUUGUUCAUUCGACCGUCAACAAUCAAGUUAUUAGACGGCUGUCAACGUAGUGGACAAAAAAGAAAAGCUUGGUCACCAAAAGGUAAUGGUGAUAGCGGGGAAUCUGUUACACAUUCAGAUUGCAGAAGUGCAACUAACACGACGGCCCACAGCAAGAUUUCCGCGGCUCCGGGGGCGAACCCCCAGCCGCAAGGUAAGAAAAAAUCAAGUUCAGGUAGUGGCGCAGAUGGCGACUACCAGCUCGUACAACAUGAAGUACUCUACUCCAUGGCUAAUCAAUACGAGGUGCUUGAAUUCUUGGGACGAGGCACCUUUGGCCAGGUAGUCAAAUGCUGGAAGAAAGGCACUAACGAAAUUGUUGCCAUCAAGAUUCUCAAGAAUCAUCCUUCUUAUGCGAGACAGGGACAGAUAGAGGUCAGCAUCCUAUCAAGACUAAGCCAAGAGAAUGCGGACGAAUUCAAUUUUGUUCGAGCAUACGAGUGCUUCCAGCAUAAGCAUCACACCUGUCUGGUUUUCGAAAUGUUGGAACAGAACUUGUAUGAUUUCUUGAAACAAAAUAAGUUCAGCCCAUUACCUCUGAAAUAUAUCAGACCUAUUUUACAACAGGUACUCACAGCCUUGCUCAAAUUAAAGCAACUUGGUUUGAUUCAUGCUGAUCUCAAACCAGAAAACAUAAUGUUGGUGGAUCCGGUGCGUCAACCUUAUCGCGUAAAGGUGAUUGAUUUCGGCAGUGCCAGCCACGUGAGCAAGGCUGUUUGUAACACUUAUCUGCAGUCCAGAUAUUACAGAGCACCAGAGAUAAUACUUGGACUGCCAUUCUGUGAGGCCAUAGAUAUGUGGUCAUUGGGUUGCGUUGUCGCUGAACUCUUUCUUGGAUGGCCUCUAUAUCCGGGAAGUUCUGAGUAUGAUCAAAUCAGAUAUAUAAGCCAGACCCAAGGUCUUCCAACAGAGCAUAUGCUCAAUAAUGCAUCGAAAACGACCAAAUUUUUUUACCGUGAUAUGGAUAGUACAUAUCCAUUUUGGCGCUUGAAAACGCCAGAAGAGCAUGAAGCGGAGACUGGCAUUAAAUCAAAAGAAGCAAGAAAAUAUAUAUUCAAUUGUUUGGAUGAUAUCGGUCAAGUUAAUGUUCCGACAGAUUUGGAAGGUGGACAGUUACUUGCCGAAAAAGUUGAUAGGAAAGAAUUCAUCGAUCUACUUAAGAGGAUGCUCACAAUGGAUCAGGAGCGACGUACUACUCCAGGAGAAGCUUUGAAUCAUCCAUUUGUCAGAUUGGCGCAUUUAGUCGAUUACGCACAUUGUAACAACGUUAAAGCUAGUGUUCAGAUGAUGGAGGUAUGUCGAAGAAACGAUUUCAGCAGUUCCUCGAAUGCAACCCAUCAUCAGCAACCUCAACAAGCACCAUCCCUUGUCGCCAAUUUCGUACCUAGUUCAAAUGGAAAUGUUACAUUUACCAUUAAUAAUCAGUUAACAAACCAGGUUCAAAGACUUGUUCGUGAUAGAUCUGGCUACGAUAAUCUGUAUCAGAUAUAUAAUGGUAGAGCUGUUGGCCGACAAUAUGCAACUAGUUCAAGGGCCGACCCUUUUCAGCAUCAGUUGGUAUCGAGUAUACUUUGUCCUGCUGGAUAUCAAGGAAUGGGUGGGUCGCCUGCUAAACAUGUUACUGUAGUCCAACAGCCGCAGAUACAGAUACAACCGCCUAUUUUAGGCCAAACUGGUCAGCAACAAUAUGUGCCGGUUAGCGUUGUCGAACCUAGUGGACGUCAGAUGCUAUUGACCAACGCCGUACAAACAACAUGGCCAACAAGUCGUCAGCAGAUGGCGAUUGUUUCAUCGUGGCAACAACUCCCACCACCCCACACGACCAUCCAACAACCGUUAUUGUCGGAAGCGGAAUGGGGAAGACCGCUUCUUGUCGAUUCGUCGGCCAUACUUCAGGAGCAACGCCCAGUUUUUCCGGUUGAUGUUACAGCUGACGUUUACAAUUCUGGAAUCGUAGAUCAUGGAUCCACUUCAUGGAAUGUCAGCAAGAGGAGCUCUAAAAAUCAUCAUAUGCAGCAGAAUAGCUCUCAUCAUUUGCAGCAUCAUCUCAUGGUUCCCUCACAUCAUAGAGCCCAUGACAAGAAAGAACAGACUCAAUUGAGCCCAGUGAAGAAGCGUGUCAAGGAGAGUUCACCACCUGGCGAACCAAUCAACAACUAUGUUUCAGCAAACAGUCGAAGAAAUUAUAGUCCAGUAGGAUCACAAUGGCACCAUAAUACUCAACCAUCGAAUCAGCAAAAUGACCACGAUCAUCAUCGGUUCGUUUACAAUCAACCUCAAGCCAGUUCGAGGCAGCAUACCAUCACCAUACAAGAUACACCCUCACCUUCAGUUUCUGUGAUCACGAUAUCAGACAGCGAAGAAGAAGUAUCGAGUGGAAAGAAAGGGGGCUCUAACCGUCACUCACAGACGAUGGCCAAUCGACAGGCGAUGCAACAUCCAAAUAACAGCCAUAGUCACAGGAAAAACGUAAUCAGUUGCGUUUCAGUUGGAGAUAGCGAUAAUGAGGAACGAAGUUCUACCAAGCCUCACUUCCAACAACAUAAUAGUCAUUAUAACCACACCCAACAACAACAGCAGCAACAACAGCCGCACCUACAGAUGGUCAAGAACGAACCAAACUCCUCUCAUUCUUUUUGUUCGCAAUCUAACAUCGCGAACUCAUCCUCGACCAACUAUGCUGCCCCAGCUUCGCAAAAAAAGAGAUUAUUAGCUAAGGCUCAAUCAGAGUGUAUACUGAAUGUUCCGCCGAAGCAGGAACCAUGUGACUAUCGUAAUGAUUACGAGCAACAGUGCUCUUCAGCUUGUAAGGAUACUUCUAGUUCGUCAGGUCACCAGAACUACCAUUAUAAUGGCCAAGAACAAGCCGGACAUUCAGGCUCCGUGUCCAGGUAUUCUGAUGAAAUCGCGUUGAAAAGCGACUCCCCUCUUAGGAAUUGUUCUCUUUAUAGUAAUGACAAGAGGGUGUCGUGGGCUCCACCAACUGCUCAUAACACUAACUCUCACGGAAACUGUAGUGGUAGUAGCUCUCAUCGACGUCAUUCUACCGUACCUUCCGUCAGUUUGAGGGACUACAGCGUUCCCACUUCGAAUCAUAAAGAAUACGUUCAGCCCCCUGCAGCUCACACAUCCAGGGACACUUUAGCAAUUGGAAGAGACCAUUUACUAGCUCCAGGGAAAAAUUGGGGACCGUCGCAAGCUAUCCAUCCGUCCUACAGGCACAGCAAUUCCCAUUUGUCACCUCAGCCCUUAAGUGGCGCACCAAGGCUGUCUCCCCAACAUCCUCUUGCUGCAGCAGGUCAACCUUUGUAUCAUCAGACUGAACUAUAUCGUCGACCAGUUUAUGUAACCACUACUCAGCCUGCUUAUAUUCCUACCACUCACCAAGUAGCACCGACUGGCCGAGCUAUACCACCUCCAGCACAUCAUGCUAGUGCUAGACCUAUUCUUGCAAGCCACUCCACACAUCCGUUGCCUGCUCAUUUGCAAUUUCCGUCUCACGCUCAGGUAGCUACGGCCCCAUAUGGAUUCGCACCACUAAGUCCUGCUAAAAGUCGGCAGUUUCAGCCAACUAGUCUUUGGUUUGCUGAAUAAGACAUUACAAUUGUGAAUGAGUAGCAUUUGUAUGUUAAUAUGAGCAACCAAGAAAAUUUGAUAAUGAUAAAAUUCAGUAUCUAGUUUAAAUAGGAGGUUUGUAAUGCAUUUUUAUCACGUUAAUCAAGUCCUUUAUUCUGCGUUGAUAUACGUACACAAUGACGGAUUUGAAUUCAAUAGAAAGCUUUAUUCUGGAAUUUUAGUUGCUCCUUCCCGUUUGAAAAUGUUUUUCAUUCAUUCAUGGCAAUAUAAUCCUCCUUGAUGUUUAAAUUUUAAAAAAUGUUUCAUGUUGACUCUGAUAUAAUGUGUGUGCAAUCCUUGUUAGUUUUCAUUGUAUGAAUUUGUAGAACGUUUGUACGACCGCCAGUUAAAAGAAAUCAGAAACACUUCUUGAACUUCAAUCGUUAUAUUAUUUCCGUUUAGAAACUUGCUAGUCGUUCAUGAGAAACGUAGUUAUUCUCACUUCAGUUUCUAGUCAAAUUUACUUUCAGAGAAUAUUAUGUCUUUUAACUGGUUUCUUCUUGAUUUUGUUCUAUAAUUUUUGUAAUUAUCUGCCUUUUCAUUAGUUUUAGUUUUUAAAUCGAUUAAUUUGCUUUGAAUAAUUUAUUACUGUAAUGAUGUUUUUGGGGAUUUUAGGUAUCUUAAUAAAUAAUGGCUUACAGGGUGUCUAAGUGAAGCUUUUUCGCUGAAAUGCAAAUAUCAUUUUUUGAUUCAGCAUAUUUUUGUGAUGCGCAGAAUUUCAUAGAUAAUACGAAAAUUUAGGAAGUAUUUUUCGAAAUUGUAUUUAUACUUACUUAUUUGAAACUGUACAGAUCAAAUUGUCAGUUUCGUGCCACAAUAUUCAACUUACAUAAAAUAUUGCCUCUUUAAAAUAAAGCAUACAUUUGUAAGUUGCUAGUAUUUUACAGAAGAACUCCUAUUUUCUUCUGUUUCAUUGUUAAUAAUUCAACAAUCUGUAUGAUUAAGAUUUCUCUUAAGAUUACAUUUAAUGUUCAUGUUAUUUCGAUUUGAAUUUUGGUGAUAUGUAUUUUGAACUGAUUUAUUGUCAUAUAUAGUAGUGCUGAUGAAUCCUUGUUUUUAACUUAAUGAUUUCUAAGUUAAGUCCUUUUUUGUACAUUUUGUUUUUACCUUGGGUAUACUUUCUUUUAAUGUUUCUUAUUAAGAAUUUGUUUUUAUAUUGCUUAAGUGAAGCAAAAUCCAUCUCUUUUAGGAGUGUUUUUUAUUGUUCCAUUAAGUAUGUAUAUAAUAUACAUUUGAAGGAUGUUGGCAACCAUCAUGUAUUGGUAAAUUUGAUUUGGGCAUACUGUAAGUUGAUGAGUGACACUUAGUAUAAUUCAGUUUUUAUUGGAAUAAAGUUUUAUUUAUUGAUUAAAAUGAUUAUGAAAGUUUAGUAUGCUUUUGAAAUUUUCAUGUGCCUGUAUUCUUGACUUUGAUAAUUGAUACACCUUGCACUUUUCACUGAAAAUUGUACUGUUGGUUGAUUUUCAGUGGCAAUAUAGUUAACUGCAUAUUAUAGUUGUGAUAAUUAAAGAGAGUUAUGGUAGGUUUCUGUAUAUACAUAUAUAAAUAUAUCUAUAAAUAGAUGGUUGAUGUUUUGAAACACUGGUUAUCAGGUCUUCCGUGCCGUGAUGUUUGUUGACUAUUUCAUCUUUUUAUUAUGUCUUUCUACUAUUUUUGGUGUGCAACAAUGGCCCAUUUACAUGUUGAAUUAAUCUCACCCGACAAUUUUUUUCAUUGAAGUAAGCAUGAAUAAUAAUCAAACUGAAAUUAUUUUUGCUUUCAUUGGCAUUCAUUGCAGAGUGCCAAAUAUAUCCAAAGUUUUCACCCCAAAAAUUGUUUUCAUUCAAGUGUUUCCUUACAUCAACCUUGAAACUUUAUUUAAAUAGUUUUUAUAUCUAGAGGUAGUGUGUUGAUGUUUAGUGAUCUGGUAAUUGUACAAAUGAAUAAUAUUUUUGGAUUGUGUAGAAUAGAAAAAUUAAGAUGAUUAUUGAAAAAUAUUAGAUACUGUUUAGUUCUGCUUAUUUCAUUAAUAGUUCCAACAACUAUUGUAAUAUGUAUGUUGGUGUAUAUAUUUCCUAACAAAUGAGUUCCUCAAGAUAAAACUUUUAAUUAACGCUCAACCAUCUUUUCAAUUAUGUGAACUGUGAAAAGUAUGCUUGUUGAUGCGAAAAGGUUUCUGUGAUCGAUUUGAAUUUGUAUAUAGUUUCCACGUCUUCGCACGUCAAGUCACAGAUUGCUAUUGAUCAAGAGUUAAAUGAGAACGAUAAAAACAUAUCAAAGAAAUGAUUUAUGAAAUCCAUUGAGAAGCCAUCGUCAAGUGAAAAAACCAAUGAGUGAACAUAUCGGUUCAUCUACCUUUUUUAUUGGCAAGUAAAAAGGUUCAUGUGAAAUUCGAGCAAAUCUUUUUUCGUCAUUUCAAAAUUUCAGAUCUUUUCUCUAUUGCUGUGGAUAACCAUGAUUAUCAUGGGAUGUCCAUGAGUAAUCUGUCUGUCGUUACCAAAGACUGCUUUCUUGUCAUUCGAUGUUUCCAACCUAUGUGUGAUCAGAAUUGCUAAUUUCUAUUCAAUAUGAGAUUUGUUCGUGCUUAUAGAAUGAACAAAUAUCAAUGUAUGAGAGGCUCGCUUGGAUCCUUCAUUUUGAGAAAAAUAGACAUAAUAGAUCUGCACAAUUGCAUCCUAACUCGUUUAUUCACAGGGUCUUAAAUUUACAUAACACAAUUGUUGCUGGGACUCAUCGAAAAGAAUCAUUCUUUGUUCAAGAAAUUUCAUAAAUUCUGUGAUACAACGAAUUUUUUAUUCUUGGGACUACGUAAUUUCUCGGAUUGUAGUUGAAAUUUUAGUCAUUGAAAAAUUUUCACACUGCAUCAGCAUUUCACAGUUUUCUAUUUCUCUUCACUUAUCAUCAAGAUUUGGUUCAUCAGGCUCAUAUGUAGUACUGGUUUCAAAAUUUGAAUCGAUCAACAUUCAAUGUCCUCUUGAGGUUUUGAACAUUUUUAAUACAGUUCAAAAUUGUUUUUGUCCCUAUUUUGAAAGUUUCAUAAAUACUUACAUAUUCUCCAUUUAUCUCUAAUAAUGUUAAUUAAAAGGAAGAUGUAUAGAGUAUUUUCCAUAUGUAUUAAUCGGGAUCUUCAAAAUACAAUGAAACAGCGCAUCUGUGAGGAGGUCCUAAAAAUUUGCACCGUAUUGUUUUUCAUAUCAAUUAGAAGAAAACAGAUCAAACAAUAAAACCAUAAUCAAUAAAAUGCAAUCUUUUCCCGAGUUAAUAAUUAAUACAGAUUACCAUAUAUGUUUAUACAUUACUAGAAAAGCUUAUAUGUUGAUUGGUAGGGGUUUAACAUUAUGCAAUUAGAUCAUUAGAUCAAAUUUCCCUAAAUGUCUCAAAUGCAACUAACAGUGUAUUAAUAUUUAAUAUUACCUGGAUUGAAAUUUAUUUGCAACACAAUAAAAGUAACUCAAAUACUAUAUGUAGAUAUUUUUUUUUACUUCUUAUGAAGUGUUCACAUAAACUUUAACCUAAUUGUUCAAUAGUAAAUCAUUAUAUUCUGAAAAAAUUAUUUGCAUUUCCGAAAGUAAAUUGGUGAGAAUUUUCAUUUUUUUCCUAUGGAGUGAAAAUAUUUUGUUAUUGUAUGUAUGUAAUUUGUUGAUACUAUUGCUUUUUGAGACAUGACUAAUUAUCUGAUAUUUUACUACAUGAUUUAAUUUAUAGGUGUUAUUGCUGUAUAUUCAUAAGACUGUAAUGGUUCAUGUCAAUAUUAGCUAACCUAGUGGAGGUGUGAGAAUAUUUACAAUAUUUGAAUACGAAAAUUAAAUAGGGUAGGGUAGAAAAGGGUAUUUAUUCUAUGUGACUAUCAAUAAAAUUAGUACUAGAACAAAAUUAAAUGGUGUGAUGUUUAUAACAAUUACAACUAUCUUCAAUAUUGUCCAUUUUUUGAACAAAAGUGAAAUACAGCUGCUUAAUUCUUUAGUCCAAAUAUUUGUUGUGCGAUAUGAAAUUUUCAUGAAUAUUACAUUUUUUAAUUUUGCUUUGGUCUUUAUACUCCAGAAAACAUAAGCUUGUAAAAAAAUUAAUCAUGUAGGUUAAUCAAGAAUGAAGAUUUGGUCCAUUAAAGAAAAUUCUUCAUUUUGUAUGCUGCUAAUGGAAACAAUGUUCACAUUAUUUUUCAAUUUUUACCAUGAGAAAUAUUCGCAAAUAUUCACUUAAAAAAUUAUCAACUAAUCAUAGUGCCUUGAGGUUCAUGCUCCCUUUCAUUAGGAAAUAUUUUUUUCAAUUAAAUGUUGAUCAUUUUGACAUUUACAUAUUAUUUCGUGAUUGGAGUUUUGCUGAUGAAAGGUUCUGAAGAAUACUCUUCGAAUCUCUGAUUUGCAUCAACAUCAUUCUCGAUCUUAAUUGAUUGAUUGAUUAGAUUUGCGAAAUUUGAUAUUCUAAGUGAUCAUUAGCAGGGUACACUCUUCUUGUGAUCAUUUGUAAACGUCCAUUAAUUCAAAAUACCUAAUGUUUGUGUUAAAAUUUGAAGGGAUACUUCAGACUGAUCAGUUACUGAGAACUUUCGACUGCACAUAAGAAAACUGACUGUAUUAAAAAUAAUUAAUUGUUAACCUGCCACAAAAAAAUGAGUUGGACCAAAAAGGAUUUUCAUGUUGAAUUAGUCAGUGUUUUAACUAUGAACUAAUGUAAAACUGAAUGUUAUUUUGGCCUGGAAAAUUUGUAAUGUAACUAUAGAAAUGAACUGCAUGUAUUAUAAUAUAGGUUUAUUGUAAAAAGCUUUCAUAGAUUUUAACAUAAUACAAUAUUUUAGUAUGUUUCUCUAAUAUUUGGAUAAAUGUUGCCUUUAUAUCUCCCAGUAUCUUUGAACUUUAAAGAUUGUCACAUAAUUCAAUUGUGUUUUAUUGAGAUAAUAAAGUUAUAAAAGCAUCUGAA
This is a messenger RNA of Coccinella septempunctata (seven-spotted ladybird), 9125 nucleotides long. It is a transcript of the gene Hipk, whose product is annotated as homeodomain-interacting protein kinase 2. The coding region runs from base 312 to 4208 and encodes 1298 amino acids. Gene Ontology annotation, cellular component: cytoplasm; nucleus. Gene Ontology annotation, molecular function: protein tyrosine kinase activity; ATP binding; protein serine/threonine kinase activity. The transcript has 16 exons. Gene Ontology annotation, biological process: peptidyl-serine phosphorylation; peptidyl-threonine phosphorylation. Lineage: Eukaryota; Metazoa; Arthropoda; Insecta; Coleoptera; Coccinellidae. The record is from RefSeq and is a predicted model, not a curated record.